AUGAUGCACAGAUGUCAACGGUUAAUGGGGUCUGGAAAACUGCUAGCAUCCUAUGUACAAUCUAGUCAAAAAUCAUGCAUUAUUAGUCAAUUGUAUCCUCGUAUUGCGAUUCACACGUCAUCGUUCAUUCAUGAAAAACAUGAAAGCAAGUAUACGUCGACGGAAAAUUUUACGAAACCUGUUGAAACUUCAACAAAAACGAACAAUGAAGCAAUGCGUUCUGUAACAACAAGUGUGCAACCAAUACAAAAUGUAACAUUUGCUACAAAAUUAGUUAAUAAUUGUCCAUCUAAAGUACAGCCAUACUUAAAACUACUAAGAAUGGACAAACCAAUAGGAUCUUGGUUAUUAUUUUGGCCUUGUGGUUGGAGCAUAGCUUUAGCGACACCAGCAGGAGCUUUACCAGAUUUGCAUCUACUGACUCUUUUUGGAAUUGGUGCAUUCAUCAUGCGUGGAGCAGGAUGCAUAAUAAAUGACAUGUGGGAUCAAGAUAUCGAUGGAAUGGUAGCCAGAACAAAAGAUAGACCAUUGGUUACUGGAGAAAUUUCACCUCUGCAGUCGUUUGUUUUUCUUGGAAGCCAAUUAACUUUGGGAUUACUUGUAUUGUUACAAUUAAAUCUUUAUAGCAUUAUAUUGGGUGCAAGCUCACUAGUUUUGGUAAUACUGUAUCCUGUUCUGAAAAGAGUAACAUAUUGGCCGCAAUUGAUACUAGGAAUGACAUUUAACUGGGGUGCACUUUUGGGCUGGUCUGCUGUACAGGGAUCAUGUAAUUGGUCUGUGUGCGUACCUCUUUAUACUGCUGGAGUUUGUUGGACACUUUUGUAUGACACUAUAUAUGCACACCAGGACAAAAUAGAUGAUGUUAUAAUAGGUAUAAAAUCAACAGCUUUAAAGUUUGGAGAUAGGACAAAGAUAUACCUUUCUGGAUUUAGUACAACCAUGAUCACUGGCUUAAUUGCAUCAGGUAUAUUAACUUCACAGACCUGGCUAUAUUAUACAGCAGUUGGAGUAGUUGGUGUUCAUCUUGCUAAUCAGAUUUAUAGCUUAAACAUUAAUGAUCCAGCUGACUGUGCUAAGAAGUUCAUCUCCAAUCAUAGGGUGGGAAUGAUUCUAUUUGCUGGAAUUGUGUUAGGAAAUCUAGUAAAAGAUUCAGUGCUCAAAAAAGAUGACAACAUUGAACAAGAAAUCAAAGUAGAACCUAUUUCCACUGUAAAGAAAUAACACUAGUUCCAUCAUUAGUUCUUUAAGUCAAAGACAAUUUUAAUUCAAUAAUUUUUAAAAAUAUGUUGCAUACAGAGCAUACAAUUGCACAUUUUAAACUGUACAGGGCAACGAAAUUAUAUAGGUAACUGGCUGGUUCCAGUGAACUCAAGAAAUUAAUCUCAAUAAUUCUAUAUGUACAGAUAUGCCAUAAAAGAGCUUGAAUUGUUAGUUGUAAUUUAUACAAUGCCAUUUUUUAAGUUACAAAUAAUUCA
Dufourea novaeangliae is the source of this 1475-nucleotide messenger RNA. RefSeq names its product 4-hydroxybenzoate polyprenyltransferase, mitochondrial (gene Coq2). NCBI's taxonomy places the organism in Eukaryota, Metazoa, Arthropoda, Insecta, Hymenoptera, Halictidae. Gene Ontology annotation, biological process: ubiquinone biosynthetic process. The coding region runs from base 1 to 1221 and encodes 406 amino acids. The record is from RefSeq and is a predicted model, not a curated record. The transcript has 6 exons. Gene Ontology annotation, cellular component: mitochondrial inner membrane.